UAGGCCACCCCGCGAUUGGUUAUAUAAGCCCAUAUUAAAGGCAUAGGCCUUGUAAGGACAUGCUCAGCCACGUUGCCUUCGCGCUUAUAUACUGCACAGGGAGGCUGCAUAUCGUCAUCUAGACAGCUAACCGUCCCAAAAGUCAUGGCGUCAGCACAAACCAACUCGUCAACAUUUACAUGCUUCCCGUGCCUUCCCCCAGAAUUGCGCCAGCAGAUAUGGCGCGAAGCCCUACCAGACAACUUCAGCCCAGCCCUAUACCCCUACAAAAAGGGAUGUUGGUGUCCCCGACAAAUACCAAGGUCGGACCCACGGUGGCAUGAGUUGAGCCAUAUAGACUUCGAAUUUCGCAACGAUCUAUUAGACCACGUCCAAGUUAAAGUACAGUUAACCUUUGUCAACCGUGAGGCACGCAACGUCGCCCUGUCCUGGGCGUGCAAACAGCCCGAUAUCCAGAUGCGCUUCCUCGAGGAAAGGCAGUGUCAGGUCUUUGCGCUUCCGUUCAAGCAGGAGCGUGAUGCGCUAUACGUUCCGCUAGACAAAGUCCAUGGUUUUCUGGUGGAGCCUAUUGAUCGAUCAUUUGAGCCGGAUCUUCUCGAUCAGGGUUGUGAGGUGUUACCGCAUAUCGAUCGCGUCGCGGUUCCUGAGGCCUUGCUUCAGAUUGAUCCUUCUGCGAUACCGGAUAUGUUUCUCCAUUACUAUUGGCUGGAAGAACUGAUUAUCAUCGUAGGAGAACAACCGGAAUGGGAGGAUGAUGACGUGCAGGUACAUCGGCGGUGGGAGUUCGAGGAUAUACAGGGUAAAGUAUUGUGUUGGGAUGGCGAACAUGGCCGCUUUGAAUGGCGGGGCGAGAAUGGUAUCGGUGAUGAAGCCAUAAGUAGGCAAUUACAGGACGUUGGCAAGCAGCUUUAUGAGCCGCUUACCUCGAACCAUACGUCUAAAUUUGAGAUCAGGGCCGCUGUUGCCAUCAGAAGAUGAAUUGGAUGUUGGUGUUAGUGGUAGGGGUGGGAUGAAGGGCUACGUUUAGGGACGAUGCAACUGAUUCGCAAUCAGGGUAAAAAGCAAGACAAGGAACAUCUCGCUUCCGAAUUGGUCUAGAGGUCGAACACUGGAGAACAAAUACCUCAACCGUCUCGCCUCUGUGCAGAUCAGGAGGCUCACGAUACAGUCUCGCGAUGUGAUAGGCGAUAAAUCUGUUACAUGUAGAAAGCUUAACGGGGUAAUCGUGGUAACAGGCGUUAUCUGUCCGGGAGACAUUG
Aspergillus alliaceus is the source of this 1259-nucleotide messenger RNA. Its product is annotated as 2EXR domain-containing protein. Lineage: Eukaryota; Fungi; Ascomycota; Eurotiomycetes; Eurotiales; Aspergillaceae. The transcript has 2 exons. The record is from RefSeq and is a predicted model, not a curated record. The coding region runs from base 145 to 978 and encodes 277 amino acids.